This is a messenger RNA of Falco peregrinus (peregrine falcon), 2742 nucleotides long. It is a transcript of the gene ACKR3, whose product is annotated as atypical chemokine receptor 3. Bases 770 to 1864 code for a protein of 364 amino acids. The transcript is spliced from 3 exons. The record is from RefSeq and is a predicted model, not a curated record. Gene Ontology annotation, cellular component: membrane. Gene Ontology annotation, biological process: angiogenesis; vasculogenesis; chemotaxis. Gene Ontology annotation, molecular function: coreceptor activity; chemokine binding; G protein-coupled receptor activity. Lineage: Eukaryota; Metazoa; Chordata; Aves; Falconiformes; Falconidae.
UCCUGAAUUACAGAAUGCUUUGGGCUGGAAGGAACCUUAAAGAUGACCUAUUUCCACCCCCGUGCCACGGGCAGGGCCACCUUCCACCAGCCCAGGCUGCUCCAAGCCCCAUCCAGCCUGGCCUUGAACACUGCCAGGGAUGGGGCAGCCACAGCUGCUCUGGGCAACUUGUUCCAGUGCCUUCACAGUAAAGAAUUCCUCCCUAAUAUCUAUAUCUAAAUCUACCCUCUGUCAGUUUAAAGCCAUUGCCCCUUGUCCUAUCCCUACACGUCCUUGUAAAAAGCCCCCUCCAGCUUCCUUGCCGCCCCUUCAGGCCCUGGCAGGCUGCCGUAAGGUCUCCCCGGAGCCGUCUCAUCCCCAGGCUGAACAACCUCAACACUUUCAGCCUGUCUCGUUUCAAUGCGCAAUGGAUCACCUUGCCUGGAUAGCUGUAUCUACAAGGAGUUUCUGGUCACAGGACUAUCAGAGAUCACAUCUCUUGGGACAGCUGCUUGGACCAGCAGCAGAUACCAAUUAAUCAUGGCAAGCAGGAUUUUCAGACCCCGAUUUAGCCAAGUGCUUCAGUACAUGCUUAUUUUUAAACCUAACCCUGUCGUUGUCUGAACUCAUCGUGCUUCAAUUCCACUGACGUCCACAGACUUGGGUGAGCGCUCAGAAUUUAAGCGGAUGCCGAAACGCUUUGCUCACCAACAGCUGUGAAGCUUGGAGGACCUCCUCCAGGGAGAGCGGGGCUCAGGGCAAGGUCACUCAAACUCCAAACUGAGCGAACAUGAGCGCGCUUGAUUUUACUUCCAUCCUUGAUUUUCUGGAGACAGCCAACUUGACAGAGAUCAACUGGACGUGCAACAACGGUGACUGCAUCACAGUUGAUGCGACAACAUGCCCUGGCACGCUCAACAAAAGCGCCCUGCUAUACACCCUGUCCUUCUUCUACAUUUUCAUCUUUGUCAUAGGGCUGGUGGCCAACUCGGUUGUAGUGUGGGUCAACCUCCAAGCCAAAAUGACUGGCUAUGAAACCCACCUCUACAUCUUCAAUUUGGCUAUCGCUGAUCUGUGCGUUGUCAUCACCCUUCCAGUGUGGGUCGUCUCCCUUGUCCAGCAUAACCAGUGGCACAUGGGAGAAAUCACGUGCAAGAUAACUCACCUUAUAUUUUCCAUCAACUUGUACAGCAGCAUCUUCUUCCUGGCUUGCAUGAGUGUGGACCGCUACCUCUCAGUUGCCUAUUUCACCAAUUCCAGCAAUCGCAAGAAGAAGAUAAUACGUCGCUGCAUCUGCAUCUUAGUGUGGCUGCUUGCCUUCUCCGCGUCUCUCCCAGACACCUAUUAUCUCAAGACUGUUUCUUCCAACAAUGAAACCUAUUGCCGUCCUGUCUAUCCAGAGGAGAGCUUCAAAGAGUGGUUGAUUGGCAUGGAGCUCAUCUCUGUCGUGCUGGGCUUUCUUAUCCCUUUUCCCAUCAUUGCUCUCUUUUAUUUCCUUCUUGCGAAGACCAUCUCCACCUCCAGUGACCAAGAGAGGAAGAGCAAUGGGAAGAUCAUUUUCUCCUACGUUGUUGUGUUUCUCGUCUGCUGGCUACCCUACCAUGUCGCUGUCCUGCUUGACAUCUUCUACAGCCUUCAUUUCAUACCUUUCAGUUGUCAGAUGGAGAACUUCUUGUACGCCACUCUGCACAUCACUCAGUGUUUCUCUCUGGUCCAUUGUUGCGUCAACCCCAUCCUGUACAGCUUCAUUAACCGCAACUACAGAUACGAGCUCAUGAAAGCCUUUAUUUUCAAGUACUCUGCCAAAACCGGUCUCACUAAACUUAUCGAUGCUUCCAGAGUGUCGGAAGCAGAAUACUCUGCUCUGGAGCAAAAUGCCAAAUGACUGCAACUCUGUAAAGAAACCUCCUUGACUCUCCGACCUUUGUUUUUUGUGUGUUGUUUCAUUUUUUGUUUUUAGUUUGUUUUGGUUUUGUUUUUUUACCAUCUCCCCUUCCCCCUACCCUUUCCCAGUGCUUUUUAUGAACGGGGCAUGAAUUCCAGCCUACAAAAGAGAAAUAGCAAACUGUAAUUUAAGAGUAGAAUCAGGUGCAGAAUGGAUGUGGUACCAAAAUUAAGCCUUUUCUCCUCCUAGCCCAAUCUGGACUUCUUGACAAUGCUAUGCAAAUGGAAAUUACUUUCUAGCAGACAAAGCCAUUGUGUACCAUAGAUAAGAUGCAUUUGCAGGAUAAGCUUUUUCUUCCACGUGUAGAAUCCCUCUUGUCUCUGUAUAUAUGUUAUAAAUAUAGUGUGUUGUAUUUAAAAGCUCGAGACUUUAUUUUCUGGCUCUUGGUGUACCUUAUACAAUUGUAUUUGAAAGUGAAAUAUAUUUUUAUCAUGUAUUUGAAGUAUAUUGCUGAUGAGUGUAUCCAGAGUGCUGUAGUCUGAGUGUUAGAUUGCCGUUUGGUUUCAACUGUCAUAGGUGAGAGGGUGCCGAUAAAUAGCAGAAUGAAAAUGAUCUCCUAGGUGCAUCCUCCCUGGCUGGCACGCUUUUUUUGGACCGUAGCUUUAUGUGGUGGUCAUACCCACAUGUCUGGAGCAUGAAAUGUAUGUAGUGUAAUAUAGAUACCAUCAUGUUAAAAUUAACAGUGUUGUAAGAGUUGUUAACUCCUACGCCCAUACUUCACAAAGCUGUAUCCUUAUGCACAGAAUGAAUGAUCUUACUUCUGAGAGUUGUCUCUAUUUGUAAGUUAUUUUUGUAAAAUAAAGACCUGGGGAAAAAAU